UCUGUGGCACGCUCACUGCGGGCAGAACCUGCUGAUCGACGAGGUCUCUGCCAGCAGGACUCAGAGUAUUUUUGAUUUUCCCACAGGCGUUGUCUGCUGCAGACUUGAGCAGUGCUGCUCGAGCCAUGGAGGGAGUGUGUGCUGCAGUUUGCACAGCUUUUUCCGUGGCUUAUUCUGGGUACUUUCUCACCCACCUGGCACGUCACAUCACCCGUGCCUGGAGAGAAUCCAGUCUUUGGAGCCCAGCACCAACCUCGGAGGAUCCUCUGGCUGCGUGUCUUCCUGCAGAAGAGGCCAAAGAAGAGGAAGAUGCUCCCCAAACUGCGCCUGCUGCCACUGCAGGGCCUGAGCAUCCAGCAUCAAGCACAAGGGCAGCGUCAGCACCUGCUCUGGCAGCCUCUGUACCUGAGGAUGAGGCUGAAGAGGAGGAAGGUGCCAAUGAACCUGGCCCUGCUGUCAGCCCAUGGCCGGAGCAAACAACACCAAGCUCCACCUCUUCUGUCCUGGCACCUGCACGAGCUGCAGCUGAAGGCUCGGGAGAAGGCUCCAGUGCCCAGGCUGGAAGCUCAAGCACGAGCAGCUCGUGCACCUGGAGCACGACCAGCUCAUCUGGCAGCAGAGAGCAGCAGCAAGAGAGGACAGAGGACAAGUACCUGGCCAUGCUGAAGAUGCUGGUGAGCGAGGGAGAUCCUGAGGCUAAAUACACAGAACUGGAGACUAUUGGCAAAGGGGGUUUCGGCACUGUGUGCAUGGCAGUGGAGACUGCCACAGGAGAAGAGGUGGCCAUCAAGAAAAUUAGUCUCCUGCAAGAGAGCAGCAGCGAGCUGUGCCUGAAUGAAAUCCAGGUCAUGUGUGGCACUAAGAAUGCCAACCUUGUGAACUAUGUAGACAGCUACCUGGUGGAUGAGGAACUCUGGCUGGUGAUGGAAUACAUGGACGGAGGUUCUUUACACGAUGUUAUUAGGGAGACUCGCAUGGCAGAAGGAGAGAUAGCAGCUGUCUCUCGGGAGUGCCUGCAAGGCCUGGAUUUCCUGCACUCCAAGCAAGUGAUCCACCGAGAUAUCAAAAGCCACAACAUUCUCCUGGGCUUGGAUGGAUCAGUCAAGUUGGCUGAUUUUGGCCUUGCUACUCAGCUUACUGCUGAGCAGAACAAACGGAGAUCAGCUGUUGGAACGACUUACUGGAUGGCGCCAGAAAUUUUCACCAGGAAGCCCUACGGCCCCAAAGUGGACAUCUGGUCCUUUGGCAUCGUGGGGAUCGAGAUGGUGGAAGGAGCGCCUCCGUACCUGAUGAAAACCUCCCGCACGGUUCAAGAGCUGAUAAGCACCGGCCCCCCCCUGAAGCUGCAGAAGCCCAGGCAGCAGUCGGCGUGGCUGCGAGACUUUCUGCACUGCUGCCUGGAGAGGGACGAGGACAGGCGCUGGUCUGCCCAGGAACUUCUGCAGCAUCCGUUUGUAACAUCAGCCAAGCCAGCCUCCUCCCUGACACCUCUGAUCAUGGCCACGCAGCAGUUCAUGGCCAACAGGAGAUACUAGCCCUGGAAGAGGCCUUUGUUGUUGUUUGUUGUUUGAAGUUUGUAGUUUGUAGUUUAUAGCUCGUAGUUUGUAGUUUGUUAUGAGUGAU
Messenger RNA from Passer domesticus (house sparrow), 1623 nucleotides. RefSeq names its product serine/threonine-protein kinase PAK 3-like. Gene Ontology annotation, cellular component: cytoplasm. The record is from RefSeq and is a predicted model, not a curated record. Lineage: Eukaryota; Metazoa; Chordata; Aves; Passeriformes; Passeridae. Gene Ontology annotation, biological process: regulation of MAPK cascade; intracellular signal transduction; protein phosphorylation. The coding region runs from base 126 to 1535 and encodes 469 amino acids. The transcript has 13 exons. Gene Ontology annotation, molecular function: ATP binding; protein serine/threonine kinase activity.